Molecule: messenger RNA, 1184 nt
Organism: Brassica rapa (field mustard)
Lineage: Eukaryota; Viridiplantae; Streptophyta; Magnoliopsida; Brassicales; Brassicaceae
Source: RefSeq, a predicted model, not a curated record
GCAUGUCAAAUUGCAAAACUACAACUACCACAAACUCCAAAUAAAUCUUAUUAUUCAAGUGAUAAAGAGAAAACAAAAACACACUGCGACACUCAAAGAUGAUCCAUCAAGCUUUGGCUCUCCCCCGUUUGGCUCACCCAUUUCUCACUAGAGGAUUUGGGUCUAAUGGAGGCGUGUUUCUCCAUCAGUCCCGAACAAAGAACCAAGGAGUAGCAUUUUCAGCUGCUGAUGAUGAUCGAUUCGCCAGUUCCAAGUCGAUUCAGACAAGCUACUGCUCUUAUAGGAAAGUAGUGGAGCAUGUGUGUUUACUGAAAGCGAAGCAGAGUUUGUUGUCUGAGGAGAAGGAAAAAGAUAUGCUUGACUAUCUUUACACUUCUCAGUACCAAAUGAGAGGCAUUGUCGCUAUCUCUGUAGGUAGCAUUGGUGAUAAAAGCAGUGGAGACUUCACACACGCUCUCUUUGUGCGGUUCCAGAGGAAGGAAGACCUUGAGAUGUUCUAUGAGAACCCUCUCUUCUUGAAAGUUCUCAACGAACAUGUAACACCAUUCUGCCAUGGGCUAACUAAUGUGGACUAUGAAUCAGAGGUUGAAGAUGACAUCCUUUCAAUAUUUCGAAAGGGCGAGGAGUACAACUACGGCGAGGAGUUUGUUCUUCUAGUUACUUUUGCCAAGAACGCUUCAGAGAAGAACAUUAAAGAUGCAAUGGAUUCUUUUGCGCAGCUAACUUCAUCUCUUCCAUCUUUAAUUGUUCAGUCCACACAAGGUUCAAACUUUAACGAGAGCAGUGAGGAAUUCACACAUGCCGCAGUAGUUCGAUUCCGUUCCUGUAAUCAUUUUUCCAAAUUUACCAACAGUUUGUUUUCCUCACUUAAGUCUCAUUCUCAUUCUUGCUUAUGCCACUUCCUGCAGUUGACGCCAUGGAGAUUUUCGUUGAGGGCAGAGAGUAUAAAGAUAUGUGGAGAUGUCAAUUCGAGCCGUUCGUAGAGAAAACAGUAGCUCUUCAUUUCUCUGUGGAUCCUGUGGGUACAGAUGUCAUGUGAGUCCAUAUCACACAACAUUUCAAAGUUUCAACCAGACAUGUAAAGGUUUCUUGCAAUGCAUUCUCAACAAGGUUCUCACUGUUUCUUCUGAUACAACAAAACUUGUUGGUUGCAGUAAAAUUCAUAUAUAUUUUGUUGCUAGUCC